GACAAAAUUCGCGAUUAAUUCCGCGAUUAAUUCUGCGAGAAUAUCUCCGCCACUAACAAAGUCAAUUACAGCCACUUUGCACUUGGACUACCAAUCGUUAGCAACUUAGUAGCCAGUUUAGGAUUUUUCUCUGAUACGAAGAUUUCCAAUUCUAACUGGGUUGACUGCACGGAGUCGACCCCAGAUUUCCCUCCACAUUCAACUUAGAUCGGAUGUCGAUGUGUAUAAAUACUUUAGAACUACAUCCUGGAGUUAUGGCCAGCAUUUUGAUAUCCUAUUCUCCUUCUCAUUAUCACCUUGAUACAUACCAUACAAAAUUUUCAAUAUGGAGAAAGACCUCGAUGCCUCCCACCUCGAAUCCACGCAGGACUCGUCUGAGGCUCAGGUCAUGGAACGUAAUGCCAACGAAGCCAUUGACGUCCAAGUCCAAAUGGGCUUCUAUGAAGCAGUCCGACUUUAUUCCAUGGCUGUGGUCUGGUCCCUGGGGUUGUCUACAGCAGUGAUCAUGGAAGGCUAUGCAGUCAUGCUGCUUUCCAGUUUCUAUGCCCUGCCACAGUUCAACCGUAAAUACGGGCAGCUACAGCCCGAUGGCUCCUAUGUAAUCCCUGCAUCUUGGAAAUCCGGCCUCUCGAAUGGGGCUCUCUGUGGUGAAAUCCUCGGCCUCUUUUUUACGGGUAUCAUUCAAGACCGAUUCGGAUACCGUAUGACUAUCCUCGCUGCGCUCUGCCUGAUCACGGGGUUCAUAUUCAUUCCCUUCUUUGCACAGAAUGUGGAGAUGCUGCUUGUUGGAGAAAUACUAUGCGGAAUCCCCUGGGGCGCCUUUCAAACCGUUACUACCGCAUACGCCUCCGAAGUUUGUCCUGUCGCUCUCCGAGCCUAUCUGACCACAUAUGUCAACCUUUGCUGGGUUAUUGGGCAGUUCUUGGUUUCUGGCGUGUUGAAGGCUGUGCUUGAACGACAGGACCAAUGGGCAUAUCGAAUUCCGUUUGCAGUGCAGUGGAUAUGGCCUGUUCCCUUGGUAAUAAUAUGUAUAUUGGCCCCGGAGUCUCCUUGGUGGUGUGUUCGUCAUGGCCAGGUGGAGGAAGCACGCAGGAGCCUAAUACGAUUGACGAGUCGCUCUUAUAACAUGGUCGAGGAGACUCUUAGUAUGAUUCAGUACACUGAUCAACUUGAGAAAGAAACAACAACAUCCACUUCCUAUUGGGAAUGCUUCAAGGGAGAGAAUCUGCGGCGCACGGAGAUUGUGUGUUUAACCUGGUUGAUCCAAGUCAUCUGUGGCUCACAACUGAUGGGAUACUCAACUGUGUUUUAUAUUGCAGCAGGACUUCCAGAGAGCGCCUCGUUCAACAUGUCGCUGAUCCAGUAUGCACUAGGAGCAGUCGGCACAGUUCUUUCCUGGUUUUUGAUGGCCCGCGCCGGACGACGGACCAUUUAUUUGUAUGGAUCAUUUAUUCUUUUCUGUCUCCUCUUAAUCAUCGGGAUGGUGUCACUGGCUCCGCGCAGCAGCAGAACCAAUUGGACUAUUGGGGCACUGCUAUCAGUUUUCACUUUCGUAUAUGACCUCACUGUCGGCUCUGUUUGCUAUUCCCUUGUCUCUGAGCUUUCAUCGACCCGUCUGCGAGCUAAAUCGGUGGUUUUAGCUAGGAAUUUGUAUAAUAUUGGCGGGAUUGUCGUCAAUAUUUUUAUCAAUUACCAGCUAACCACAACAGCGUGGAAUUGGGGAGCCAAAUCAGCUUUUUUCUGGGCUGGUGUCUGUUUCUGUUGUGUUGUCUGGAUUUUCUUCCGUCUCCCAGAACCGAAGGGUAGGACUUAUGCGGAACUUGAUGUCCUUUUCGCACAGAAAGUCUCUGCCCGCGACUUUGCCUCGACUCAGGUGGAUGUCUUCCGGUCAACUAUUGUUAGGAAGGGUUGAUAUAUCUAGUGCAAUCCCAUCUCUCAUGAUCUGAAAAUGUAGCUUCUUCAUGUACUUCACGAGGCAUGUCAAAGGGGUCGCUAUAACAGAAAUAACAUGCAGCUAACCGUCUCCCUAGAGGUACAGCAAAUUUCAUAUUAGAGUUUGGAGUCAACGAAAGGUAUUGUUGAAUAGCGCUAAGCCUGUCUAAAUCUUGUGCAAUCGAUUCUGUCCAUCCGUUUAAUUUCGCGGAGCAAUUUAUAAAGUCCGCUAGAUUAUCACCCACAUGGUGAAUUUUUUCAAACUAGGAAGCAUUAGUUUGAACACGAAAAAUACAUCAUAUUACUCACAAUUCCCAAUCCGUGAACCUCCA
This is a messenger RNA of Talaromyces proteolyticus, 2264 nucleotides long. Its product is annotated as putative maltose permease. Lineage: Eukaryota; Fungi; Ascomycota; Eurotiomycetes; Eurotiales; Trichocomaceae. The transcript has a single exon. Gene Ontology annotation, biological process: transmembrane transport; carbohydrate transport. Gene Ontology annotation, cellular component: membrane. Gene Ontology annotation, molecular function: carbohydrate:proton symporter activity. The coding region runs from base 326 to 1912 and encodes 528 amino acids. The record is from RefSeq and is a predicted model, not a curated record.